Messenger RNA from Phasianus colchicus (ring-necked pheasant), 1939 nucleotides. RefSeq names its product E3 ubiquitin-protein ligase TRIM62. Gene Ontology annotation, molecular function: zinc ion binding; protein binding. The record is from RefSeq and is a predicted model, not a curated record. Lineage: Eukaryota; Metazoa; Chordata; Aves; Galliformes; Phasianidae.
GCUUACCCGGGUACGGCGGACGGCGGCGGACGGCGGCGGCGGCGGCGGCGGCGGCGGGCCCAACCGUCCCCCUGCAGCCCCGGUCAUGGCCUGCAGCCUGAAAGAUGAGCUGCUGUGCUCCAUCUGCCUCAGCAUCUACCAGGACCCAGUGAGCUUCGGCUGUGAGCACUACUUCUGCCGCCGCUGCAUCACAGAGCAUUGGGUGCGCCAGGAGCCGCAGGGUGCCCGCGACUGCCCCGAGUGCCGCCGCACCUUCACCGAGCCCACGCUGGCCCCCAGCCUGAAGCUGGCCAACAUCGUGGAGCGCUACAGCGCCUUCCCCUUGGAUGCCAUCCUGGGGGCUCAGCGCAGCCCCUUCCCCUGCAAGGACCACGAGAAGGUGAAGCUCUUCUGCCUCACCGACCGCACUGUUGUCUGCUUCUUCUGUGACGAGCCAGCCAUGCACGAGCAGCACCAGGUCACCAACGUGGAUGAUGCCUUCGAGGAGCUGCAGCGGGAGCUGAAGGAGCAGCUGCAGGGCCUGCAGGAGAGUGAGCGAGGCCACACCGAGGCCCUGCACCUCCUCAAGAGGCAGCUGGCCGACACCAAGUCAUCGGCCAAAAGCCUGCGGGCCACCAUCGGGGAGGCCUUUGAGCGGCUGCACCGGCUGCUGCGGGAGCGGCAGAAGGCGAUGCUGGAGGAGCUGGAGGCCGACACGGCACGGACGCUGACCGACAUCGAGCAGAAGAUCCAGCGCUACAGCCAGCAGCUGCGCAAGGUGCAGGAGGGCAGCCAGAUCCUGCAGGAGCGCCUGGCCGAGGCUGACAAGCACGCCUUCCUGGCCGGCGUCGCGUCCCUGUCCGAGAGGCUGAAGGGGAAGAUCCAUGAGACCAACCUGACCUACGAGGACUUCCCCACCUCCAAGUACAUGGGGCCGCUGCAGUACACCAUCUGGAAGUCGCUCUUCCAGGACAUCCACCCGGUGCCCGCGGCGCUGACGCUGGACCCCGGCACGGCCCACCAGCGCCUCAUCCUCUCCGACGACUGCACCAUCGUGGCCUACGGCAACCUGCACCCGCAGCCGCUGCAGGACUCGCCGCGCCGCUUCGACGUGGAGGUGUCGGUGCUGGGCACGCAGGCGUUCGGCGGCGGCGUGCACUACUGGGAGGUGGUGGUGUCUGAGAAGACGCAGUGGAUGAUCGGGUUGGCGCACGAGGCUGUCACCCGCAAGGGCAGCAUCCAGAUCCAGCCCAGCCGUGGCUUCUACUGCAUCGUCAUGCACGACGGGAACCAGUACAGCGCCUGCACCGAGCCCUGGACACGGCUCAACGUCAAGAGCAAGCUGGAGAAGGUGGGCGUCUUCCUGGACUACGACAAGGGGCUGCUCAUCUUCUACAACGCCGACGACAUGUCCUGGCUCUACACCUUCCGGGAGAAGUUCCCCGGGAAGCUCUGCUCCUACUUCAGCCCCGGGCAGAGCCACGCCAACGGGAAGAACGUCCAACCGCUGCGCAUCAACACCGUCCGCAUCUAGCGGGACCCCGCGGGGUGGCGGCGGGACGGGGCCGCGCUGAUGCCCGCGGGGCGCGGCCGACUUUGGGUACCGGGCACGGCGCGGCUGGAGUCCCCGUCCUGUGCUUCCACGCGGCCCCGCGGGUCUGGCCCUGCUCCGGCCGCUGCAAUAAAAGGUGCAUUUGGAGCCGAGGGGCUGUGGUGCAGCCCCUGCGCGGGGUGCGGGACGCCGUGCCGUCCUGUGCCACGUGUUGUGCGGGGGCUGCGGGUGCGGAUGGUGCAGGGUGGCUGCAGCGGUGCUGGCAGAAAUUGUGCCCCGCAGGGGGUGUGCGGUAGGGCUGUCACAUGGGGGCUUGGGGCGCGAUGUCUAGCGUGGGGCGUAGGGCUGUGCAAUAUAAACAGCUGAGAAGGUGCGAUGAGCGGGGCGCGGUGAUGAGUGGGGCUGCGC